AUGGACAAUACCAAUGAACACAAUAACGAUCGUUUAAAUCAAUUAAAAUCAGGUGCUACGUUGGUGAAACGAAAGAUCAAUGGAAGAAAAUAUUCACGACAGUUUUAUCUUAAUGAACAUGAAGAUUAUAUUUCAUAUAAGAAAUCACGUCGACUUUUUGGCAAACCUCGGAUAUAUUACGUCCGUGACAUUGAUGAAGUUCGAUCCGGUUUUCGUGCACACACAUUCGAUCAUUUGGUGAAACGGCGUCAUAUUAAGCCUAAUGAUGAAACUCGGGCUUUCUCCAUUAUGUAUAAUAAUCAUCGUAGCGAACUUCAUCUGUUGGCACCUAAUAAAGACGUACGAGACCUAUGGGCGGCAGGCAUACAAAACUUAGUUGAUCGACAUACCGGAAAAACUCUUCAUCAUCUGCUUCAGGAAGAAAAUUGGAUUCUGAAAUAUUUUCGAGCGGCCGAUCUUGAUAAAUCAAAUUUACUGUCAAAGCAAGAAUGUCGACGAUUAUUAACGAACUUUCUACAUGUUCAACUUCCGAAUAAUGUUUUUGAACAAAUUUUCAAGACAGCAGAUCAAAGUCAAGAAGGACUUCUCAGUCCUGACGAGUUCAUUGCCUUCUUUCACCUACUCACUCGACGAAAAGAUCUCUACCACAUCAUGCAACAACAUAUCGCUAAUGGACAAUCACGAACCAUUGAAGACAUUCAUAUGAACAUCGCAGAACUUCUCACAUUUCUCCAAACUGUUCAACAUCAAAUGAUGACAGUGACCACAAACUGGGACGAUGGAAAAAGUGAACUAUCAGGUGAAUAUAUCGAACGACCAGAACAAGUACAGAAGCUCAUCGAUGAGUUCGAACUGAACAGCGAACUGCGAGAACAAGGACUCAUGAGUCUGGAUGGAUUUCGCAACAUGCUGUUGUCGAGUGAAUUUGAUAUCGCCAAUCCACUUUUCACUCGUCAGAUCUAUCAGGACAUGACCAGACCGCUAUGUGACUACUACAUCAACACAUCACAUAACACAUACUUGUUCUACAGUCAGUUGAGUGGUGAAAGUAAUCCUGAAGCAUAUAAUCGAGCAUUGUUGACCGGUUGUCGAGCAGUUGAACUGGAUUGCUAUGAUGGAAGUGAUGGGCAGCCCAUCGUGACCCAUGGUUUCACACUAGUGAAGCCAUGUCGAUUCGAGUCGAUCAUUCGCUACAUGGAACCGAAUCUGUUCAAAACCUCGCCAUAUCCGGUGAUAUUAAACAUCGAGAAUCACUGUUCGACUGAACAGCAGAAAGAGAUGGCUCGAAUCUUGAAAGAAAUAUUAGGGGAUCGAUUGGUUACCGAGACGACAGUGGAUAAGAAUCCAGAAAAGCUACCAUCACCUGAAGAUCUCAAGUAUAAAGUUUUUGUUCGAAGUAAGAAACGCGAAAAAUCAAACAAGUCACAAUUAUCAAAGAAAAAACUUGAUAGCGACGAUAGAAAUGUUGAACUGCUAAGCGAAAGUAUCCAAGAUACAGUCACUGAUCUGUUUGUUUAUUUGCAAAAUGUAUCCUAUCGGGAAUAUGAAUACGCAAAAAUCCAUUAUUCGCCCUUGCAUUCAUCAUCUUUGGAUGAAACACGCUUCGAAAAAAUCUCUCGUGACAAUCCAGCUGAUCUUAUUCUUCAAACGACAUGGCGCAUCAUACGAACAUAUCCCGGUGGCCUAAGACAAGACUCCAGUAAUGCAAAUCCGAUCAAUUCGUGGAACUGUGGAGUGCAGAUGGCUGCUCUCAACUACCAGAACGAAGAUGAUAUUAUGCCAUUAUGCUAUGGAAAGUUUCUCGACAACGGUGGAUGUGGAUAUAUUCUGAAGCCGGACUAUCUGAUUAAUGCGCAGAACACGAAGUACAAUCCACUGAAUCCGAAAUCAGGUGUAGAUCUUAGUGAAACGUUGACAUUGACUGUGAUCAGUGCACAGUUUUUAUCUCGAUCUAACACAACUACAAUGGAUAUUCCGGACCCUUAUGUAAUUAUAUCGAUUGAUGGCGUUCCGUGUGAUCGACAAAUACAAAAAACAGCGGUUGUUAAUAACAAUGGUCUAAAUCCAAUUUGGAAUGAGAAAUUCAUAUUUGAAAUCAAGUAUCCGCAGAUGGCACUUGUCUAUUUUACUGUGCAUGAUUACAAUCCGAUCUCCGUAGAUGAUAAACUGGCCCAUUUUUGUUUACCUUUUAAAGCGAUGCAAACGGGCUAUCGCCAUGUUCAUUUACGUGGAAGUAAUAAUAAUCCAAUUCACUCGACUCUCUUUGUUCAUGUUGAAAUAGAAAAGGAUUGCGAUGAACUUUUUUCCGUACGAUUGUAA
This is a messenger RNA of Adineta ricciae, 2319 nucleotides long. The record is from the annotation of a GenBank genome assembly. Lineage: Eukaryota; Metazoa; Rotifera; Eurotatoria; Adinetida; Adinetidae.